UACUGCCCUACUCAGUGGGGCCACAACAGAAAAAUAAAGUGCCACCUAAUGGCACAAUCAAUAGGUUAAACAUACUAUAUGUAUAGUAGUUUACAACUCAGACAGGUUUACAUCUGUUGGUCUUUACUUUGACAGUUGACAGCACUGGCUGGACUUCCUGCUGGAGCUUCCGCAUAGCCAUGCCUUAUCAUCAGUAUCAUCAGCUGGUGAAUGGACUUGUUCACAUUCAUUGCUAAACUGCUGGCCAGACGGAUGCACACACACACACAACGGUGGUGCCUUGGUGACUGAGGUUUGGAUCAGGCAGUGAGAAGGCAGCUCCAGGGUCCAGUCAGUCUGAAGUUUUCAUAGGAGAGACCGAAUGCCAGCCAGAUGCUGCCCCUCCUCUCGUCGCCUGUCUUAUAACUAACUUAGUGAUGCGUCAGAUGGCGUGCCAGUCCAAAAGGAUGGGGAACAACUGUCUAUGGAAGACACCACAUCAAUCCUGCCUCGGCUCAAGAGGAACUCAAACGCCUAUGGCAUCGGGGCUCUGGCUAAGUCUUCUCUGUCAGGUGUGUCAGGUGUCACCCGCACAAUGAAAGAAAGAGUGACCAAGCCCACAGCCAUGGCCCAGGGUCGUGUCGCUCACAUGAUCGAAUGGCAAAAUUGGGGCAUGCAGACGGUGGGCUCAGGGGGCGCCCUCCAGUCCCGCAUCACUACCCAGGAGCGGGAAAAGGAGCGGCGGCUGGAGAACGACGCCUACAGCGACCUCAGUGAUGGGGAGAAGGAGGCUCGUUUUGCAGCAGGUAUCCUGCAGCAGUUUGCAAUCUCAGAGGCAACGCUCCUGGCGUGGUCAUCGAUGGAUGGUGAGACUCCGCAGUCAGGAUCAAACCAGGGCAGUGUGGCUCACCUCAGCGAGGUCAACCAGGAGAGCAUCACCAGUCGAGAUCAGAUAUUGCACCACUCCUCAGCAGAGGUGUGGCCUCACACAUAUGUCUCCCAAGGCCACUACUGCCUGUCCUCUUCUGACGCCUGGGAACCCAUCAACAACGAUCCCUCCGGCGUGGCAUCUCCCCCUGCUGGCUCCUACGUUAUGGGGACGGAGGGCUACGAUGGGCAGGCGGCAGCUCACUUCCUGUCUCAGCAGCAACAGCAGCAGUUCAGUCUCCAACAGAGUCAACUACAACAGCUGCAGCAGAUCCAACAGUUUCAGCACUACCAGCAACAGCAGCUUCUGCAGUAUCAGCAACAGCAGUCUCUGGAACAUAGGCUGCACAGUGCCAACCACUCUUUGCAAGCAACGCCCAACAGCACCAUCCACAGUCUGGUUCAUCAAAUCCACCCCCCACUGGUUGAUCUGUGGAACACGGGGCAGAUGGAAGCCUAUCAGGCAGAGGCCAGUGGAUACAUGGGUGUGGUGGCGGCGGUGGAGCCGAGCCUGUGCAUUCCCUCUGGAGAGGAAAUGGUGGGAACAGAGCACUCCCCGCUACUGGAGCAGCAGGAGGAUGAGGAGGAGGUCAAGGAAGAAGAGGUGGCACUGUGCAUGGAGCAAGAGUCAGCCACUUUGACUCCGCCCACGCAACAAGGGGAUGCCUCGGGUGGCAGUAGUCCGGGUCAGCUGCCACCAGAGCUGAUCACAGAGCGGAAGGCCUCCGAUGUCACUUCUGGUCUCAUUCAGACACUAGAGGAGAAGGAAGAGCGGGAGGAGGGGCCUCCUCCUUCUGUGGCAGCCAACUGAGUUUGUUCCUGCCAAGAGACUUAUUAAAAACUGACCGGGCAGUCAGCAAGAAAUAACACAAUAUAUAUCUAUUACUCUGUUCCUUUUCAGGUAUCAAAACCAUGACUUUUUUGGUUGCAAGAUAAUUUCUUCAGAAUGGUGAGAAACAGAUUUGAUAGUGGACUCACGAUGAGACAAGAGCUGAAUGCAACAAUGGACACCUGUUUCUUUGUAAGCCUUACAUCCCAAAGGUAGUUGAAGAAAAGAAAGUUAAAGGCGGAAGAGGAGCACCAACCGAGUUAAUUAUUUCCACUGGGAAACCGCACUGAGACGAAAAGAAGCGGAAUGGAAACAUGCAUGCUUUUUAUGAAGACAAGCAACUUGACCCUGUCAUCGUCUAAUAAUGAUAAUGAAAAUCUAAAGUAAUAAAAAGUUAUAAUAAUUUUGUAAUAAAGCAAAAAAAAAAAACAACAAUCUAUGUAUAAGUGUAUGAAAAGAUAUAAGUUUUCCAGUGGGAGACCUACUCUGUUUACAGCUGUUAUUCAACUCAUUAGAUAAAGUUUAGUCAAAUUUAUUUCCCCAUUGUAUUAAACACAUACACUAUACUUUACAUUUGGCAACCCAAGCACUUUCACAGAUGAUUGAAGUAGGCUCAGAAAAUCUCAGCAUUUCAGUGAAAUGCAGUUUGCCCGAGGCACAAUCCAGAGACAGGCCCGUCCUGCUGACUGGACACCCAAAAACACUGCACAGAUAAGGAUUGUACUGUAAGAUAGCGUGCUUCCUACUCUGUCUCUCUGUAUGCAUGUUUCUUCAGAGUACUAUGGAGUACCUGUACUAUACAGCACUGUAUAGACUUUGCACUGAACCAUAGUAUUCCAGGUGUGGCCACAGUGGGCCUUUGGUGGGUUUGAGAGGUGGCUUUCAUGACGGAGAAAUAAAGACAGAGCUGCGUAUGCGACUCUCUUUUGCACUGAUGCAAUCCAGCAGAUCAGAGGUUCCCUUUGGACUGUUGAGGUUACCCAGUUCCCACUCUGAAAGCUUUCACCAACAACCAAAACCGAGCCACUUGACAACGCGAACCCUCAGCUGCUUUUUUUGUUUUUUUUCCCCUAGUCGUAGUCGCGAUGAAUAAAGGAUGAUAACCACUAUUUUGAAUGUACUGGCAGUACACGAGCAUUGCUUUGAUGCCUCCCCGUGGUCCACAUGAGAAAGAAUGGAGCGCUUUUCUUAUGAAAUAAAAAUAAGUGGGGGAGUCUUUCAAAGAUGUUGGAAAAUGGAUUCACUGCUGGCUCACCUAGACCACAACAACAACAACAACAAAACCCCACACACACACACACACACACACACACGAAUAUCUAAAUUGUAACCAGCAAUAGGCAGACCACUGGCUUCCCAGACCAGUGUCAGCUCUGUCAUAUAGAUGUAAAUAUUAAGAAUAUAUAAAGAAAUUGCCUCUCACUCACAAUCACAACUGUUCUAUUACAGUAUGAUUUCUUUAUUUUUGUACACCUCUUGGGUCCCACCUUAUUUUGGGAUUGCUCUCUGACUCACAGUUUAGCCUGAAUUUAGUUUUUUCUUCUGUGUGCGACAACGCAAAGACAAGAGGGGAGGAAAACGGAGGGAUGUUGCGUUGUCAUCAGUAGAGUGAUGAUCACUCAAGCUGGAGGGCGUUCAACCCGCCGAGUCCAUCACUGGUGGAAAAAGUGUGGCAGCAGCGGCAGCAGGUUGCCGUUCGAUCAGCCAAUCAGGGAAAAGAGCGGAAGUUGAGGACUGAACACUGGAGCUGAAUAGAUUGGUGUCUUCCUGCUCAUCGUUCUUACCACGAAGCAGCUGCCUGGAGCGUGAUAGCGAUUAUAAUGAUGCUUGAGAAGCAUGUUUUCUUAAUUUUUUUUCUUUCACUUGAGGAAGAACGGGUGUUUUCCGACAAAAAGUGGAGUUAAACAGCGACGGUGAACAAAGUGGACUUUCCAUGCAUGAUUCACUGACAAAAUUCCAACACUACACAACCACUGUUUUUCUCUGUUGGAGGAGCACCUUCUCCUCUCACUUUGAUGAUUGUGUGAGAAACUUUUAAGAUAAAAAAAAAUGGUUUAUUGACUUGAAUGAAUUUAUUUAUUGAUUGCUUCUUUAUGCAAUGUUGGGGACAAUGUUUAUUUUUCUACUGACCUGUUGAAUUCCCUCCCGGUAUAAGUUAGAAUAGGUGUCAUGGUUGUAAAGCAGUCUGGUUUUGUCUGGUUUUGAGCACUUUAAACCAAGAAGAGGUAUGAGAUGGGGCAGUUUGGCAGCUCUCUGUUUUUAAAAGCUUCACUCAAAGAAUUUCAGUAGUGGCAGGUCACAAAAACAACUUAAGAGGGCUCAAAACUGCAAACAGAAUGUCUUUACACAAUGGCAAAUAUUAAUUUAUUUAUUGAACAAUUACUUGGUGGGGAGGAAUAAUGUGACAUCUUGUACAGUGUCUAUAAUUUCAUGUAGGUACCAACCCUUCUGGGAGCAGUAUCUUUUUUUUAUGAGUCAGAUGACGUAAUGUAGUGGAAAGACCAAUGCUUUACAUAUUAUUUUUUUGAUCAUCACAGCUUAUUUGGGCUUGACUGUUUGCUAAUAAGCUACAUCAUAAGGAAACAUGCAUGGACUCCAUUAAAGACACUGCUUCACUUUGGGUUAUUUGUUUUUUAUUUACUUUUUGUUGUUGUUGCUUUUUUUUAAACUAUAAAUCUCAAUGAAUGAAUAAACAAAUAACAAGAAGCCAAAAAUAUUUCUGUGGAUGUUAAAGUUUACUGAUCACAUCUUUUGUUAACCUACUUGUUUGCAGUUGGGUCCCUCUUUUUGUAGUUCUACUGCCAUCUUCCAGUUACAGUUACAACUUGUCUGCGAGCAUGAUGCUCAAAAUCUGCUUCUGGUCCUCUGCCUUUCUCCUUUUCUUCCUGUUUGUCUGUCUCUUUGUAUCUGCUCUGUAUAUUUGUGUCUGUCUGUAUGUUUGUCUGUGUACAGUAAGAUGUCCACUGUCUUGUUGGAAGAAUCACUGCCAAAAAAAAAAGCAGAAAAAUAGAAAAAUAAUGUCACAUCAGUCAAAGAGGACUUGAUAAUUAUAAUCUGGAAGUGUGUGGCAAGAAAAGUAACUGCUGUAUAAAAUGCUGUAUAAAAUUGGAUGGCUUCUGUAAAAGUCUGCAUAAAAUUGGAUUUGUUUGAAAUGAGGCAGUGUGACUGGUGAUACCAGUGAACACUUCUAACACUCCCACCUAUGCAUGCUUGUUUGGAUGGCUGUCACAGGAUGGUUCUUCCACCCCCCACCCCUUCUGUCAACUCUCUGUUUCUUCCCACUUCCCCUCUUUUUCCUGCACGACUGAACCUCCUACUUGCUCUCCAGCUCCU
Molecule: messenger RNA, 5068 nt
Organism: Archocentrus centrarchus (flier cichlid)
Lineage: Eukaryota; Metazoa; Chordata; Actinopteri; Cichliformes; Cichlidae
Gene: fam131bb
Product: family with sequence similarity 131 member Bb
Exons: 11
Coding region: 464-1717 (417 amino acids)
Source: RefSeq, a predicted model, not a curated record